AUGCUGAGCGCAACAAUUUUUUUUGGGUUAAUCGCCGGAUCUUUUGGCUACUUGACAUUGCUCGAUGGUAAUUGUCCAAAAGUAAAUCCUAGACAACAACUAGAUCCGUAUAAGAUUACCGGAAACUGGUGGUUAGUUGAACGCAACGUUGAAAAUACAGAUCAAAAGGGAACUUGUCAAAAAUUACACUGGGAUUCACCAGUGAAUGGUGAAGUAAGAUGCGUUACCAGCCGCAAUUCAAUGACAACCAAUCUUACUACAAUAGUUGAGGCCCAAGCAACCAUAAAUGAAGACAAUAUCGUUAAAUUCCGUAAUGAAGUCCCUGUUCAGGGAGAAUUCGACGAGAACCAAUGGGUUCUUGCAAUAGAUUACGACUCUUAUUCAAUAGUCUGGAGCUGUACUAAUAUUGGAACCAUGCGUAUUGAGAAAGCCUUCGUAUUCACAAGAAACCGAGAGUUAAUGGACCCGAACUUCGUUGCGGCAGUAUUCAACAGUUACGGCUUAGAUUAUCCUAAUUUCACUGUAAUUGAUAACGAAAAUUGUGAUCCAAACUUUAUUUACUAA
Molecule: messenger RNA, 564 nt
Organism: Microplitis demolitor
Lineage: Eukaryota; Metazoa; Arthropoda; Insecta; Hymenoptera; Braconidae
Product: apolipoprotein D-like
Exons: 4
Coding region: 1-564 (187 amino acids)
Biological process (GO): symbiont-mediated perturbation of host defenses
Source: RefSeq, a predicted model, not a curated record